Messenger RNA from Fonsecaea multimorphosa CBS 102226, 444 nucleotides. RefSeq lists its product as uncharacterized. NCBI's taxonomy places the organism in Eukaryota, Fungi, Ascomycota, Eurotiomycetes, Chaetothyriales, Herpotrichiellaceae. Bases 1 to 444 code for a protein of 147 amino acids. The record is from RefSeq and is a predicted model, not a curated record. The transcript has a single exon.
AUGCCUGCUCCAACUCCUGUCAACAGUCCCUCCAGAUCCCUUCCCUCCACGCCUCCCAAGAAGGAGACCGAACCAGCUCACAGUGCCACCUCUGAAGCCGGCGAUGCGACCACCCCAACUGCCAAAUCCUCCAACGCGGCCAAAACAACCGAUCCUGAAGCGACGCCCAAGAAUGUCAAACGCUACAGCAGCGCCCCCGAUCCGCCGCCCACCACUCCGAGCGCCCAGCAUGGUUCCAUCGCCGCCUGGGGAAGCACUUCUGGAAAACUCUACCUCUCCGGCCCUCCUCCUGACCACGCGAAUUCCGUGAGCGGUGUCUGGGAGUCUGUGUUUGGCUUGCGCCCGAAAAAAGCCACCGAGCAGGGAGACGAUGCGGAGAAGAAGGCCGAGAAGGCCGAGAAAGUGGAGGACCACGAUGGCGACAAGUCAGGCGAAGUCGAUUAA